Messenger RNA from Cherax quadricarinatus, 2350 nucleotides. RefSeq names its product zwei Ig domain protein zig-8-like. The record is from RefSeq and is a predicted model, not a curated record. Lineage: Eukaryota; Metazoa; Arthropoda; Malacostraca; Decapoda; Parastacidae. Gene Ontology annotation, biological process: synapse organization. Gene Ontology annotation, cellular component: neuron projection membrane.
CUACAGGUAUCGUGGCUACGACAUCGGGACCUACACCUGCUCACCGUGGGACCAUACACGUACACAAGUGACCAGAGGUUCAGAGCUGUGCACACUGCUGGCUCCGAAGACUGGGCUCUCUCUAUCAAGUUCGCUCAAGUGCGUGACACUGGCAUGUAUGAGUGUCAGGUGUCCACCACACCUCCCAUGAGGCACAACAUCUGGCUCACAGUCGUAGAACCCAAGACUACCAUAUACGGGAGUGGGGACGUGUUUAUCAACAAGGGCAGCAACAUCAACCUCACCUGUGCGGUAGACUACACACCACAGCCGCCCUCCUACGUCAUCUGGAAACACAACAAUAAGGUGAUCACAUACGACAGUGAAAGAGGAGGAGUUAGUGUGGUGACGGAGAAAGGUUCCAGGACCACCACCAACCUGCUCGUGAGAGGAGCCUCUAUAGAGGACUCUGGCACUUCCUGUAACCCCAGCAGCGCUCCCGUCGCAAAGGUCCUUGUCCAUAUAUUGAACGGGGAACAUCCGGAGGCAAUGCAUCAUGGAGGCUGCUCUCCGUACGAUGUGUCCUUGGGACUUUUGGCUGCUACACUCACCUUUGUGGCCACCUUCACGUAGUGCAGCAGGAGGUCCACUCCUCUGUCUUGCUGCGGGAUGCUGCCGUCUUCUUGGUAGCCACCCACCCAUUGCUAGUGCAGCAAGAGGUCUACUCUUCUGUCUUGCUGCGGGAUGCUGCCUUCUUCCUGGUAGCCACUCACCCAUUGCUAGUGCAGCAGGAGGUCUACUCUUCUGUCUUGCUGCGGGAUGCUGCCCUCUUCCUGGUAGCCACCCACCCAUUGCUAGUGCAGCAGGAGGUCUACUCUUCUGUCUUACUGCGGGAUGCUGCCCUCUUCCUGGUAGCCACCCACCCAUUGCUAGUGCAGCAGGAGGUCUACUCUUCUGUCUUACUGCGGGAUGCUGCCCUCUUCCUGGUAGCCACCCACCCAUUGCUAGUGCAGAACGAGGGCUACCAGCAUAACACAAAGGUUACUAGCGCAACACCAUAGCUACAAUCGAGAUAACCCGUUCCUUCGACUGGUCUGUGUUACUGCUUGUAACCGCUCUCUCGAAAAUGAACAACAUUUGUGGGUACCUACAAAUUAAUUUUGUGGACAAACUUUAAUACCAGCCGUGUGGACGUCAGUAUUAUCAGCAGUGUGGAAAUCAGAAUCAUUGUAAUGUGUCGUAACUUUCACAAAUACUUCUUAAAGUGUUUGUGGUCAACUCUACUAUUGCUUGUGGUCAUCUGCACUAGUAUUUGUGGUCACCUCCACCAGUGUUUGUGGUUACCUCUACUAGUGCUUGUGGUCACCUCCACUAGUCUUGUGGAACCCUCCAAUGUUGAUAAGCAUCACAGACAAGGCUAAUAACUACCACCAGAAGAAUUUGUGGGAACUAAGUACGAGCACAAGUGUUUGUGAACCGUGUUCAAUUUAAAGCUACACACACGACAAUACAAGUGUCAAGGAACACAUGUCAUCACCAGUCACCACCAAGGAACAUAUGUCACCACCAAGGAUCACAUGUCACCAUCAGGGAACACAUGUCACCACCAGGGAACACCGUACUCACCUCGUUUCUUUGCUUAUUGGAUCUAAUCUAGAGUUCCGCACAUAAACCAUUGUCAGUGAUUUAUAGGUUGGUUUAUGAAGCUCAGAGACCAUGGACGGCACGAGGGUAAUUAUAGCUCCACGUAACCUUACUCACAGCGGACAAGAUAAAAGUAUAUAUUCUCAGCUAAUACACCUGAGAUAUAUACACCUCCCUGUGUAUAUGUCGUGCUGAAUAGGUCAAGUUGAUCAGUUAACAAGAGUUCAUUUAAAAAUAAUUAAUUUCUAAAAAAUUUUCUUAUACGUUGAAAGAUUUUUUUUCAUUUAUGCUAAUGUUAAAAUUAACAAUUUUGUACCAAAAAAACCUUAGAAAACUUACCUAACCUUAUUAUAACCAGCGCAAUUUAAUCUAGCCUAACCCAACUAAAUAUAUUUUAGAUAAGUUUCCAAUAAUUUAACAAACAAAUGAAAUAUUUUUUUCGUUAGGUUCAGAUAAAUUUUUGCGAAAUUAUUGCAUACACAAAUUUUCGCUUGCCCUAUUCGGCAAGAACAACAACUUUUACCUAUUCGGCACGACAUAAACAUCUCGUGUGUGAUUUAUCAAAGAGGCAAGUCAAUGACUUGCUAAUUUCCACUUUUAAAAUCCUUACGAACAUUGAGACAUAUAUUAAAUAUAUGUUCAUUUUUUUUUUUUGUUUGGGAACUGCGUCUAUAACAGUGCAUUGUAUAUUUUCGUUAGGACUUCUGUGAAUGUUAAUUCGUCUCAU